This is a messenger RNA of Papaver somniferum (opium poppy), 2962 nucleotides long. Its product is annotated as ABC transporter B family member 28-like. The record is from RefSeq and is a predicted model, not a curated record. Gene Ontology annotation, cellular component: membrane. Gene Ontology annotation, molecular function: ATP binding; ATP hydrolysis activity; ABC-type oligopeptide transporter activity. Gene Ontology annotation, biological process: transmembrane transport. Bases 1 to 2670 code for a protein of 889 amino acids. The transcript is spliced from 16 exons. Lineage: Eukaryota; Viridiplantae; Streptophyta; Magnoliopsida; Ranunculales; Papaveraceae.
AUGUUUCAUUGUUUGUUGACGAGUGAUAAGAGAUUUUCUUCUGUGCAGAGAUACCCUGUUGAAGCAUACGUGACUAUUGUUGAUGAGGAUGACUUGGUUGCCCUUCUUCCUUCGAGUCCGAUCCUACCAACCGUUAUAGAUCUGGAAAGCACCGAUUUAGGAAUUUCUUGUCAUGAGUAUCCAAAUGAAGGUUUGUCGUUCGAGAUCCGCAUGAAGUGUUUAUCUUCUAACUACCAGAACGUUGGUGGGUUUCUGCUGCGGAAGGAAUUCGCGACUCUUUACACGAAAAUAUGGAAAAGAUACGGCUACAUCGCUACUAGGAGUAUGGUGCAACAUUGCGCGUCUGCUUUGGUUUCCACGGUGAAUUGUCUCUUUCCUAUGGUCGCUGAAAUGGAAAGUAUAUCCAUCUGUGACGUCGCGGAACCAAGUAUUCAAAAAUGGGAGAACAUGGUGUCUACCUGUGAAUCCCUAAAGUUCAACGUGAGUUGGUUGCGACAUCGUCUUGACAUCGUGAAGGUCGACAGAGCCGGUAUUCUCGCUGACGUCGUUCCUGCUGCAAAGGCUAUUUUGGAAGAGCAGAAGGCUCUGGCUAUGGAGUCACAGAAGGUGGAAGAGUUUAUUAAAGAAGAAGAUGUAGCUCGAAUUUUGGAAUUAGGUUCAGUGCAGAUUGCAAACAAGCUGUUUCUUAUUAGACCUUGGUCACCUUUCAUAGAAUCUCAUAUUGAUUCCAUUAAAAUUAUACCAGUGUGGAUGAAUCUCAGGGAUGUAAAAAUUCAUCUCUGGAAUGAUGUUGGUUUAAGUAAGAUUGCCAGUUUAGCGGAGAUACUUGUGAAUGGGGAUAGGAUAAUUGAACAAGAAAAGGUUCUUGGUGAGUGGGUUUCUUAUAAAAGAAAAGAAGGCGCUGAAAAAAAGAAAAAAGAAAAUCACUUACAGAUUCCUACAGGAUACUUGAACCUGUAUGCUAUUCUUAAAAAUGGUCAGCCGGUUGUGGAAGAUGCAACUGAUCCCGCCAUUCCCUCUGGUUUCGAAACCCAAAACAGGUUUCAUGGAUUCAAAGAAGAAAAAGAAUGUGAGGUAACCACUUCCAAGUUAGUUCUGGAAGAUUCUAAUGUUGGUGAACUGACUGGGUUGAUAACAUCUGAUUUGGGUUCAGUAAAAGACGUCGUUAGCGAAAACACUUCACGUGAUCGAGGUUUUAGGGCACUUUCUGAGGCAAGCUAUUCUACACUAUUUAAAAGUACAAUAUGCAUUCUUUUUGCCCUAUCUCCCCAACUUGCUCCACUUCUCGGUCUACUGACGCUUUCUGUGUCAUUUUUUGCUGCUAUAUACAAGAGGUCAACUAUACCUGUCUUCAAAGCACAUGGGAAGGCCCAAGCAUCGAUAUCCGACUGUGCAAGUGAAACCUUUUCAGCUAUUCGCACUGUCAGAUCCUUCAGUGGUGAAAAGCGUCAAAUGUCAAUGUUUGGAAGUCAAAUUCUAGGUUAUCAGGCUAGUGGCAUAAAGCUUGGAACUUUCAAAUCAGCAAAUGAGGCUGUGACAAGAGUUGUGAUCUACAUAUCUUUGUUGGCUCUAUAUUGUCUUGGUGGAAGCAAAGUAAAGGCGGGUGAAUUAUCUGUUGGAGUCAUGGCGUCUUUUAUCGGAUACACGUUCACUUUGACUUUUGCUGUUCAAGGGUUGGUCAACACAUUCGGCGACCUACGUGCAACUUUUGCUGCUGUGGAACGGAUCAAUUCUGUCUUAUCUGGGACAGAAAUUGAUGAAUCCCUUGCUUAUGGCUUAGAAAGAGAACUCCAUAGAAAAGAAGGCUCUAGUGGCAAUCUUGAAUUAUUCUUCGAUAAUGAUUUUACCGAGAAAAAUGUAGCUCUAAAUGAGCAUUACAUGUCAGCGCUGAAGUCAUCUGGUAAUGGGUGUGGUGUAGCUUGGAACGGCGAUAUUAGUCUUGAAGAUGUUCACUUCUCAUAUCCUUUGAGGCCUGAUGUUGAAGUCUUAAACGGUAUUAACCUAACACUUAAAUAUGGUACCGUAACUGCUCUGGUGGGUUCAAGUGGUGCAGGGAAAAGUACAAUCGUUCAACUAUUGGCUCGUUUCUACGAGCCAACCAGAGGUCGCAUAACUGCAGCAGGAGAGGAUGUAGAAACCUUUAAUAAGAGUGAAUGGGCUCGUGUAGUCUCUAUUGUGAAUCAGGAACCUGUCCUCUUCUCGGUUUCUGUUGGAGAAAACAUUGCGUACGGCCUUCCAGAUGAUAACGUUUCCAAAGAGGAUGUGAUCAGGGCAGCCAAGGCUGCGAAUGCACACGACUUCAUUAUUUCCCUUCCACAGGGUUACGAUACACAAGUAGGUGAACGCGGAGGCUUGCUGAGUGGAGGGCAGAGACAGAGAAUAGCCAUUGCUAGAGCUCUACUCAAGGAUGCACCAAUUUUGAUACUGGACGAGGCGACCAGUGCUUUAGACACUGUAAGUGAGCGCUUGGUCCAGGAUGCUCUUAACGUAUUGAUGAAGGGGAGAACUACACUGGUGAUUGCUCAUCGACUAAGCACUGUUCAGAACGCUUACCAGAUAGCUCUCUGUUCUGAUGGGAAAAUCGCAGAGUUGGGGACUCAUUUUCAGCUGUUAGCAAAGAACGGUUUAUAUGCAUCUUUGUUUGGGACACAACGACUUGCAUUUGAGUGACUCCAAACAACAAUCUUCUCUUCUGCUGCAACGAACAAAAUUGCAAGCGCAAGCCAUAGAGUAUGUUGCAAGUGUUCUUUUGGUUUAAUUCUGUAUAAUACAUAGUGAUAGUCAUACAGACUGUACGCCGCAAAAUACUACACUGAAAAAGAUGUUAUCAUAAUUGAUAUUUUGUCAAUUUUUGCUCAAGGCUUUUAAUCACUAGGUAUGCAAGUAUGUACCUAGGGAGACUAAUGAGGUAGCUGAUCUUUUAGCCAAGGAGGCUAGAAACAGCAAAACCAAUGUAGUAUGG